Messenger RNA from Photinus pyralis (common eastern firefly), 2085 nucleotides. RefSeq lists its product as uncharacterized. The transcript has 2 exons. Gene Ontology annotation, molecular function: nucleic acid binding; RNA-DNA hybrid ribonuclease activity. Lineage: Eukaryota; Metazoa; Arthropoda; Insecta; Coleoptera; Lampyridae. The record is from RefSeq and is a predicted model, not a curated record. Bases 1 to 2085 code for a protein of 694 amino acids.
AUGAUCAAAACGAGGAUCGAAUGGUGGUUAGAAGGAACACCUGCGUUACCACCCAGGCAAUACGGAUUUCGGAGAAAUAAAGGUACCAUGGAAGCGUUAUCUGACCUAAUCACGGAAAUUCAGACUAAUCUAUCACACCAGUAUUACACGGGCGGCCUCUUUCUAGACAUUAAAGAUGCAUACAAUCACGUUGACCUAGACAUACUGGAGGAAAAAAUGUGUAAAAUCGGGAUUCCUAAGAAAGCAGCUGGGAUUAUAUCAAACCUGUUCAGAAACAGAACCAUAUAUCUGAAAACACCCAACAAUACCCUCUUAGGACCCAGAACAAUAGCGUUAGGACUGCCACAAGGUUCAACGUUAAGUCCUAUCUUGUUUAAUGUAUAUACGCACGACAUCCACGAACAAUUUAGAAACAAAGUAACGGUCAUACAGUAUGCAGAUGACAUAUGCCUAUUAGCUGCUGACAAAGAGUUAAAUGGCGUUGUUGCCAAGAUGUCUACUGCGGUGAGUGAAUCAAAUAAGUGGUUCUUACAUAACGGCUUUGAAGUGAGCAAAGAAAAGUCUUCUGUAGUGCUGUUUGCUAGACAGAGGAACAUUCCUACCGGUUUCAUCAGAUUGGAUAAUGUCGAAUAUAAUCUACGGACGUCUAUCAGAUAUCUGGGAUUGAUUAUCAACAACAAGUUAAAAUGGAACGAACACAUUAAUUACCUCACAAUAAAAUGCGAAAAGUCAUUGAACAUACUCAAAGUGUUAACAAAGGUGGGAUGGGGUUGUGAUAUUCAUACAGCGCUUUUAAUGUAUAAAAGUUACAUCAGAGCACGUCUUGAUUAUGGUUGCCUGUUAUAUGGGAACGCUCCCAAAUCUCAACUAAAACGUCUAGAUAUAAUUCAAAACAAAGCUCUAAGGACAUGUACGGGAGCAAUGAUAUCUACACCGACGCUAGCAAUGCAAGUUGAAGCAAACGAGCCUCCCUUAUAUAUCCGGAGACAGUUCCUUGCUGAGAAAUACAUAAUCAAACUUAAAACUAACAAUUUAAACCACAUAAUCGUCAAGAUAUCCAAUUUGCUCGUCCUUGACCAAACUGCAGACUACUGGCGAAAAAAGCCAUCUCCUCCUCUCACAGCAGCCUUACUAAAGGAAACCCCAAAUAACCUUCGAUCACCACCAAUUCCAAAUAACUUUAGUUUUCUGGACUUUAUGCAAGAAAUUGAGAUAAUAUAUCCUCCAUUCAAUGGCAUAGCUCAACAUGAUAGACAACUGUUUAACAAUAUAACAAAUGAAUUGUCGCGAGCUACCUUGAUUUUUGCCGACGGUUCAAAAACUGAGAAAGGUUGCGGCUGUGCUUUUUAUGACAGCCGAAAUUCAUACUCGGCUAAAUUUCAGCUAAGCAAGUCAUGCUCCAUAUUUACCGUUGAAGCGUUCGCAAUAUUAGAAGCCCUAAAGUAUUCUGUGGAAAGGAAGAUCAGGCACGCGAUAAUAUUUUCAGACUCCCUUGGAGUCCUCCAAGCAAUAAAGGCGAAGACGAGCUAUGACAAACUAGAUCCUAUAUUACAAGAGAUUACACUGCAGAUCAUUCAUCUUCGAAAAAUGUCGAGCACAAUACAGCUAUACUGGGUAAAGGGGCAUGUGGGCAUUCAACACAACGAGACAGCUGAUGCCUUAGCAAAAGAUAGCGUGGAAAAUGGACGAUGCAUGACGAAUGUUCUCUCCAAGUCUGACGUCGUACGACUAAUUAAAUUAAACACUGUUUAUCUCCAAUGGGAAAAUUACUGGAAAACCGCUUACUCAAUUAAAAAAACACACUACUCCAUCAUUCAUCCUAACCUUGUUAAAGAGCACUGGUACAAAAACAUGCAGAUUUCUAGAUUCUAUUAUACUACCAUAGCAAGGUUAAAGUUUGGGCACGGUAAAUAUCCGGCCCAUUGUUGUGUUAAGCGUGAGGCCAACAUUAGGAACCUAUUAGAAAAGCUAAGCGAAAAAGGCGUAGCAUUUCCCACAAAUAUCACGACCUUACUACAUAGCUGCCGUAAACCAAUCUACGAUGCCAUCAUUGAUUAUGUAAGAGAAAUUAAACUAAAACUGUAA